This is a messenger RNA of Guillardia theta CCMP2712, 984 nucleotides long. RefSeq lists its product as hypothetical. Bases 1 to 984 code for a protein of 327 amino acids. NCBI's taxonomy places the organism in Eukaryota, Cryptophyceae, Pyrenomonadales, Geminigeraceae. Gene Ontology annotation, cellular component: membrane. The transcript has 5 exons. The record is from RefSeq and is a predicted model, not a curated record. Gene Ontology annotation, biological process: photosynthesis, light harvesting in photosystem I; response to light stimulus.
AUGGCCAACUCGAGCACAUCUAGGCAUGUUCCAAUCAAUCCACGGCGACAACCCGGCAAUGGAACAUCUUUGCGACUUUCUUUGCUUCAGAGACGUGUGGCUGCAGCUGAAAGAGCUGUAGUUGUGUCGCAGGUGAGGAAGAUACAAAAACAGACGUCAUUGGCCGAGAACCGGAAGAAGAUCAGAACGUUGUCCACACGAGAUGUUGAAUGGCUGAAAAGCAAACGGGGCAUGAGACUGAGGACAGAGAUGUCCCAGGAGAGGAUCGUGCGCGCACAGUCGCAAGUGAGAAACGUGGCCGAGAGGAAGGAAGUGUUGGACCUGUUCGUCAGUGCUACCUCCAGAGCUCUAUCAAGAGGGCUGAUGGAGCCUGAAUCUCCCUUGAGAACAAGCGUGCUAGCAGGAAACAAGGGCUUCGAUCCCUGCUGCGUUGCAUCCAGAGACUUGUGGUCUGGAGAGAGACUGCCCGAGGCAGACGACAGUUCCUUGGUCACCUUGGCUGAAUCCGAGAUUCGUCAUGCGAGGCUUGCUAUGUUGGCCAUUGUCGGAGGCCCUGCGUCUGAAACGAUCAAGAAAACACUUGAGUGGGAUGGCUGGGGGCUUUCAAGGACACCAGAGUUCGAAGGACAGAAGUUCAUGGUAGGGGCGCUGGCAGUCUUCCUGUUGAUGGAGGUGCUGGGAAAGCGUCAAUGGAAGCAGGGGAGGAGGAUAGGGUACUGGCACCCUGUUUCAGCUGGGAAGUGCGACGAUGAUUACGUAAAGGUGCCGGGCGAUGCAAGCUUCGAUCCCCUUGGUAUCUACAGAAGAAUGACGUCGGAUGAUGCAAGAUAUCUGAUGCGAUACCGAGAGCUGAACAAUGGCAGGCUUGCGAUGGUUGGGUUCCUUGUUUGGGUCUUGGAGAGGAUGUUUAGCCUUGUCAAGACCGAUCCUUUCCCAUGGAAGUACACUCUCAGCUACGCUCCUCUUUGGCACUGGGUCAAAUGA